GAAUAUGACAAAGGUGGCGAUCAUUGCAAUAUUAUGCCUCUUCUCAUUGUUUACCGUAGCCAUGCCUAAUAACCUGCCACGGGUAAGUACAUCACCUCGUCCACUUUGUGCUUCUCAAUUUAACAUAGUGAACUACGCGUGCGGAGGGCUUCCGCUAUCCCCGUUCUCGCCUCCGCCUUCUGGCCGGAACACUCACAGUAGCAGCAGUCGCAGGCACAGGCGUAGGCACCGACAGCGCGGGGAGGACAGGCAAGACUAUUGUUGUCAAUGGCUGAGGCAGGUGGAUAACGAGUGUGUGUGUGACGUGCUGGCUCACUUGCCUCCUUUCCUUUCCAGGCCUAAUCAUCACUACACUAUCACCGUUGGUGAUACCUGCACCUUCAGGUUUCCAUGUGGGGGGCGACUAGUGCCAUAAUUGCACCAUUCGUCUGGCUUUUUGCUUAAUUCUA
Molecule: messenger RNA, 449 nt
Organism: Hibiscus syriacus
Lineage: Eukaryota; Viridiplantae; Streptophyta; Magnoliopsida; Malvales; Malvaceae
Exons: 2
Coding region: 5-415 (136 amino acids)
Source: RefSeq, a predicted model, not a curated record